Molecule: messenger RNA, 1248 nt
Organism: Psammomys obesus (fat sand rat)
Lineage: Eukaryota; Metazoa; Chordata; Mammalia; Rodentia; Muridae
Product: nuclear body protein SP140-like protein
Exons: 15
Biological process (GO): regulation of transcription by RNA polymerase II
Cellular component (GO): nucleus
Molecular function (GO): protein binding; DNA-binding transcription factor activity, RNA polymerase II-specific; DNA binding
Source: RefSeq, a predicted model, not a curated record
AUGAUCAAUGAAAUCGUUAGCGGUGUGAUCAAGUCAACUUCUAGCUCUUCUCACCAUGGAGAACCCAGUGAGAGCUGUUCUCAAGGAAGCCUGACUUGGUCACCCAUGAAUUCCUCCUCAUCUGAUGGCGGGAGAAGGGAUGCUAGAGGAGCUACCACUCUCCUCCGGGGGAUUCAAACUGAGAACCAUCAACCCUCUGAGCCCCACAAUCGCACUGGAGCAGCACAAUCGACAAGUGAAAAGACACGGUCCUCUGUCUUAUGUUCCCCAACAUAUGUGGCAGAAGACCCGGAAGCAAGGAUGGGAAGCAGCCAAGAAGAAGCUAUGGACACUAGGAACAACAUUACUGUAGAAGAAUCCAGGAAGAGGAGAGGUGGCAGCAGAGCUGGUGGCCAGGCAGCUACCAAGAGAAAGGAAAGGGAAAGGACUCCAGAACAAUCUGUCCAGACCAGGGUUCUAAGAAGGCGCAGAAAUACAACUGCAGAUUUCAGUGCUGAGUUGCUUCCUGUGACAUGUGGUAACUUGAAAGGAACAUUAUACAAGGAUAAAUUCAAGCAAGGGACCUCUGUGAUGUCCAUACAAUGUGAGAAUGGAAACUGGUUCACGCCCCAAGAAUUUGAAAUUAUGGGAGGCCAUGAAAGAGCAAAGAACUGGAAAUUGAGUCUGCGCUGUUAUAACUGGCCCUUGAAAUUUCUGAUCAAGAGAAACUUUCUACCCAGUCCUCCACGAAAAUAUGCCAGGAAAAAAAAGCAGGGAACACAGAAUUUGUAUCAUUCCCAAGCUGACCCGUGUAUGGAGAACUCAGAUGAGUGUGAGGUGUGUCAGGAUGGAGGGACGCUCUUCUGCUGUGAUACUUGUCCCAGAGCCUUCCAUGAAGAGUGUCACAUCCCAGCGGUGGAUGCUGAGAUAACACCGUGGAGUUGCGUCUUCUGUAGGACUCAGUCCUUAGGAAGCCAAGAGAGUCGUCCAGAGUCUGAGAUCCUGCAGAGGCAGAUGGUGCCCCAGGAACAGUUGAAGUGUGAGUUUGUUCUCUUGAGAGUCUAUUGCUGUCCUGAGAGCUCCUUUUUUUCCAAGAUGCCAUAUUAUUGUUAUGACCGGGUUGUGCUUGUGCAGGAACCUAUGUGGUUGGACAUCAUUAAGAAGAAGCUGAGUCAGCAGGCCUAUUCCAAAGUGAAACAGUUUGUGCAAGACAUGAGGCUCAUCUUCCACAAUCACAGAACCACAUUCAAGGAACCCAAGUUUGGCCAA